AUGGUAGAAGAGAUUGCCCUAGUACCUCACGAUGAUAUUCAAAGUCCUCAAGCAAAUAUUCGUGUAAUCAACCGGAUAUUCCAUUCCAAAUACUCUUCAAAUCAAUUUCUAUUAUGGAUUCUUUCGUUUGUUUGUUUAUUAUUGAUUGCUGGACCAUUAACAUCGCAUAUAUCAUAUUCGGUACCAACCAUGAAAACAAGAGACAUUCCGGCUCAUAUGUUCAGUGAAGAACGAGCUCGAGAUUAUCUUGCUAAUUUAACACGAUUUGGUUCGCGAGUGAUAAAUACGCAGGGUAAUUAUGCUGCACGAGAAUAUCUGAUUUCGCAAAUCGAAACGAUUUUCUCGAGGAGCAAUCGACAACUUCGCUUUGAACUCGUCCGACAGGAUACGAUCGAUUUGGAUUCGAAUCGAUUAGAAAAUAUUCUCGUUCGUGUUUCGAACGCAUCGAUGGAAUCGGAAAAACUUUGGAACGUAUUACUCAGUGCUCAUUACGAUUCCGUUGAAUUCAGUCCUGGAAGCAGUGACGAUGGAUCCGGUGUGGUGAUUCUUCUUGAAUUACUAUCAAAUUUAGUGAAUGAUGUGACAAUGACGCUCUCGAAUCUUAAUCUUAUUCUUAUAUUCACUGACGCUGAAGAAAUUGGUUUGCAUGGUUCUGAAGCAUUUCGAUCUUUACAUUCAUGGUUUCGUAACAUUCAUCGUUUCAUAAACGUAGAUUCCGUUCGUUGUAAUCAAGUAGCAAAUCUUAUACAAAUCCGAUCGUCACAGCUGGCGAUCGAAUACAGCUAUGUGCCAAAACCUCGUGCGAAUUUCAUUCUACAGAAUAUUUGCCUUUGGCUUGGUAUUCGAACCGAUUACGAUAUGUAUUCAUUAUAUAAUCAAGUACUAGGCUAUAAUUUUGGAUUCUUCUUCGAUGGAUAUACAUAUCAUACACCAUUCGAUAAUUUAGCGACUAUAAAGCCUGGUGUGCUUCAAGAAUUAGGUGACAAUCUUCUCGUUUUAAUACGCAAUACAUUUCUUCAGUACUCGAAUAUUACGGAUAAUGAUUCUCUGAUUUAUUUUGACAUUCUCGGUCGAUACUUGAUGAUUUACAAACGGUCAACAUCGCUGUUCAUUCAACGGACUCUUAGUUUGUUGCUCAUUAUGAUUGGACUCGGUUUAAUUACCAUCGACCAUGUUUAUCAUAAAAAAAAAGUUUCCCCAUGUUGCAAUUGUUCCUGUAUCUAUGUUCAAUACAAACAUCCGCUAACCAUACGAUUCCUUUCGAUUUUAAUCUAUUCAGUAUCGAAUCUACUUUCACUUGCCAAUGCUUUCCUCUGUUCCAUCGCCGUUGCAUUUAUCAUGUCAAUAACCAAACCAUUUUCAUGGUUUGGUAGUCCAUUGAUCGCCACUCUUCUUUUUGGUUUACCGUGUUUGGUUGGUAUGUUAAUAAUUGGAUAUUUAUUCGCUCGGCUGCACCAUGUUGUUCGCCGGCGGUUUCGACAACAAGCAGUCACAACCGAAUCUUUCGAUUUCGAACAAAAUCUUUCAAUGAUGAUCAGUUUCGUUGGUUUGAUGAUCGUUUCGGUCAUAUGGAAAAAUCCCUUACUCUAUAUGAUUCUCAUCUGGACGGUAUUUAUCUUUCCGAUUUACCUCUGUGUAAUCAUCGUGGAGUUUGUUUGCCAUUGGAGAGAAAUUCCUUGGAAAAUUCUUCAUCGAAAAUAUUAUUGGUUAUACUUGCCACUGCUGGUUUCACUAUUUCCACUGGCACAUAGCCUAGAAAUAGUCGAUCGUUUACUUCGAAUCCUUAUUCCAAUAUCUAUGCGAAGAUAUGCCGAGCAAUGGUCUUUCUAUGAAAAUCGUCUCAUUUCCUGCAUCAUCACCAUUCCUACGGUGUUAUCUGUCUUGAUCUUCAUUCCAAUACUUCAGAGAAUUAAAUGCUUUGGACGUACAUUCAAUUCAUUUUCAAUUUUCUUUCUUCUCAUUUGCAUAGUUGCCUUUGUUCGACAACCGUUUACCGACAAACAUCCAAAUGCUUUCUAUGCGCAACAUAUAUCCAAUACAACUUACGUAGUCGAGAAUUUCUCAAGGAUUGCAAUGAAUGCAUCACUCCUAUCAAGAUCAUCAUCGAUCACAGCUCGACUAUUUGCAGGAGCCCGUCUUUCACCCAUUCUCGAUGAGUUUUCUAUCAAGAGUGGCCAUCGCCUACAGAAUAGACGUUGCUUGAAUCGAAUGAAUUGCGUAUUCGACGACACAUUCAAUCGUUCAAUUGCGGUCGAAAGUAUUCGAAUCGAACCGAAUCAUACGAUCAUUAUUCAACAUCUCCCAUCGUAUCAUAUCUCUAUUUCCGCUUCAUUUUCGACUGAAUUUCAUGUUCGAAAUCAAUGGACGAUUCCAAGAACAACGACAAUCGUUGAUCUCGUAGUCAAUUCAAAUGUUAGUUUAGUUAAAAUGGAUAUUAUCAUUCGACGAUGUGAUUUACAUCAAUCACCGUUUUUAUUGCUAUUUACUCGAUUUAUAUCGCAUGUCAUCCCGAUGGGUGAUGCAGUUUGCCAAGCAAUUGAAGACAAUACAAAAUUACUUGUUACUUUUCAUCAAAAUGAAUGA
Messenger RNA from Adineta ricciae, 2583 nucleotides. NCBI's taxonomy places the organism in Eukaryota, Metazoa, Rotifera, Eurotatoria, Adinetida, Adinetidae. The record is from the annotation of a GenBank genome assembly.